UACCAGUGCGCCCAGCCCUCCCACUCAGUUCAGACGCACACAAAAGAUCGUGUGUCCAGUGGUCUGAGUAAAGUAGUUUCUUCGUGAUUGACAGGCCGAUCACUGAUGUGCCCAGAGACCACAGCAAGACUUAAAGGCGACUGUCUUACCAGAUGAUCCAGUACUUUGUUUUGGGUGUUGCUGACCGCUAGAAACUUGUAGCUGGAAACAGUGAGAGGUGUUCACGCUCAAGUGUUCCUUGCUCAUAUUAGAACCUACUGUACUAGCAGACACUAACCUCUGGCGAGGAGAACUUUGUAGGGAAAAGAUUGUUAAAAUUGUGCAAUAUUUUUUGCUGCCUACUGCAAGCACUAAGAGUACUUGUGAAGAAAUCACCUAUGGUUUUAUAGGAGAGUGAUUUCGGAAUUUGUCUAUAAUAGCGUCUUGUUUUAUUUCUCUCACGUUCACAUCAUGGAAUUUUCUGCCGGAAUGCCCCCGAAGGACUUGUUUGUCAACCGUCAACAUCACCACGCAGCCGGCGCGGAGUCCGCGGGGAAGAACCCCGCAGCUCGGCGGCCCUCCCCCUCCAACUACUCCAUCGAUUUCAUCCUGGGCACGCCGUCACCGAGUCCCCCAGCCAGGACCGCGAACACAGCAGAGCCGUGCCACAUCCGCGUGCCUGUGUACAACACCACGUCGACCACCGGGCGCGGCUGGGAUUUCGCCGGGUGCAGCCCGGAAGGAAGAGAUGCCAGCGCACGCUAUCAACCCUCACGGUGCCCGGAACGCGAGCAGACUCCGGAAUGUACUGUUUCCAGCGAUCUUAGCCGGAACUUCCAGCACCUUCCCAGCACCGAUAAUUUCCCGGGCUCCGACCAGUACAGCCCCGACCCGGAGCCGGCGCGGUCCGUGCCGUGCGAACACGGUGACGAAGUCUCCUCCUCGCCUGAGCCGACCUCGCCUCCAUCAUCCUCAUCGGGUAGGGAAGACGAAUUGGACGGGGAGGACGAUGCUACCCAUCCCCACAACCAACACCACCGCGGCGGCGGCGGCGACCCAAAGACGGCCCGCAAGAUCCGCCGUAGCCGGACCACCUUCACCACCUUCCAGCUGCACCAGUUGGAGCGUGCCUUCGAGAAGACGCAGUACCCAGACGUCUUCACCAGGGAGGACCUGGCCAUGAGGCUGGAACUCAGCGAAGCUCGAGUCCAGGUCUGGUUCCAAAACAGAAGGGCGAAAUGGCGUAAAAUGGAGAAGGUGCAAGGCCGGGAAAGCCCCUCGGGUUUCUUCGGUUCUAACUAUCCCGUUGACUUCGUGGGAUCUCACGGUAUGGACUCGGCCAUUCCCACCGAACGCAUCCCGGCUUGGGCGAUGCACAACGGCAACCCUACCGCCGGUGUGAGCCCCGGUCUGCUGGCGCAGGUCCCGGUAGGCCUACCCCAGCACCCCGGUCUCGGGGCUAUGGUCGGCGGCUACCCGCUCUUCGGACACCACUUUGGCCACUACGUUCACCCACCCCACCAGCAACAGCAUGGGCAGCAGCAUCACCACCACCAAGCCGCUGCUUCUUACUGGCUGGCCAGGCAGGCAGCCUUCCCCGCAAUCGCCUCCCCGUGGCACUUGCCAAGCCUCCGCAUUCCCAGCCUACGAGCCAGCGAGCAGAGCGAGCUGCCAACCUCCGUGUCGCCUCCCGCGAAGAAGUCGACCAGCCUCGCCAACAUCAACGACUUCCCCUCGGACUCUCACGCCUUGUUGAAGAAACAGAGCAUUGAGGCGCUGCGAAGCAAGGCCAGGAACCACAGCUUGGCCUCCGAUGAGUUGCCAGUCACACCCUAAAUACAUUCUUUCUGUAUCCUUCAACACCUAUUGCAGCUCUAGUUUAAUUAAAAUAUUCACAAGAAUUUUAAACAUCUUAUAAAUGACGGGUCGUCAAACGACCCAGGGUAUAUCACAAGAGGGUGCCAAUUUAAUUGAGAACUUAGCAGGAUUCUUUUCUUCAGAACAUUUUGCUUUGACGACUUAUUUUAACUCCUCCUAUGAUCGGCAUGCACCUCUUUUUGUAUCAUUAUGUAAUAUUUUUUUGUGCAUAUGCUUUUAUCGCAUCUUAUAAUUCUAAGUUAUAUAAUGUACAUUUAAUCUUUUUCUUUGGCUUUAACGCUGAUUAUUCGCCGUGCAAUUUUAUCCUACAUUUGGCAUAAAGCAAUGUUAUGUUUAAUGAUUUACGAAUGUACUUGUUUAAUAUAACAAAAUGACACCGGGGUUGACUAUGAUUUAAAGGUCCGUGCUAAACUUUCCCGCUGAACUGCUGUAUAUUUAUUCAAAUGUGAUUCUGUAUUAGUUUAUGUCUUUGUCUGUAUUGCAUACUACAUGGUCCUUUAAUCAUUCUCGUGUACGAUUUUAACACAAGAUGGGCUGCCAACAGUACAGAAAUUUAAGCCGUGUUGGGCAACAGAUUUGACAAUUGGUUAAUAACCCUCUCAAUAUAAGUCUUUGGUGGCGUGUCUUGGUUAGUUUGUAUUUUCAACAAUCCAAUGAUACGUUUUGAAAAAUAAAUGACAAAAACACGGUAGCUAUUGA
Molecule: messenger RNA, 2556 nt
Organism: Patiria miniata (bat star)
Lineage: Eukaryota; Metazoa; Echinodermata; Asteroidea; Valvatida; Asterinidae
Product: aristaless-related homeobox protein-like
Exons: 3
Coding region: 451-1815 (454 amino acids)
Biological process (GO): regulation of transcription by RNA polymerase II
Molecular function (GO): RNA polymerase II transcription regulatory region sequence-specific DNA binding; DNA-binding transcription factor activity, RNA polymerase II-specific
Source: RefSeq, a predicted model, not a curated record